Naegleria fowleri is the source of this 1743-nucleotide messenger RNA. RefSeq lists its product as uncharacterized. The transcript has a single exon. Lineage: Eukaryota; Heterolobosea; Eutetramitea; Acrasida; Naegleriidae. The coding region runs from base 1 to 1743 and encodes 580 amino acids. The record is from RefSeq and is a predicted model, not a curated record.
AUGCCACCAAACAGAGACCAACACGCAGGCGAUCAUGAUGGAUUGAAUGUCCAGGCCCGAAUCUCAUCAUCACCACGCCUAAAAACAUGUGUUGAUGUUCAUCCUUUUCCACCCUCUUCCUACGAUUUUGUGGGAAAUCAUGUGUAUCCACUUCGGCCCACCAGCAAAUUAGUCUUUCGAGAAAGCACGAAUUUCGUUGAAAGAACUGAUGACUCUUUUUCUAGCCAUGCGUCAGGAAACAUUGUUUGGAACCUUUCAACUCGUAUGAAAGAUGUGAAUCUUCGCUUCCAUGAUUAUCAUAUUUUACUGAUGGAAAAAUCAUUGAACGAGUACGUGAUGCCAGAAUUUCUUCAUGAUCACCCCGAAUGGAAAGAGACAUGCAAAAAUCUGUAUUUCUCUGAGGUUUGGCAUGAGAAAUUCAGAGCUGUAUCGUUUUUUGGGGGUAGUCCUAGUUCAAAAUCUUUUCCCAUCUUCAUCAUUCUGCCGAAAUGUGAAUUAUUUGAAGAGUUCUUACAUCUCUAUCAAUCCUGGAUUCAAACGAAACGAGAUACACAUGGCAACACAUUCAUUGGAGAUUAUUUCUCAUUGGGAUUCAGAAUUCUUUUUAAUUUAAAGCUUCCCAACUCUUCUAAGAAAGAAUCAUUGAUUUCACAACAUCCAAUUUUUGGACAUGCUUGUUUUGUCCUUCAAUAUGGAGAAUAUGUUGAGAAAAUUUCUAAAUCCUAUGAUCACCUAAUAUUUCUUACAAAUCAUGGUCGUGUAAUCAAAGCAAGUACUCAUGAAUUAGUAGUGCUUAGUGAAGGGAAUGACUUUUUCGACCUUCAAGUAGGAGGUUCUUUUGAGCUUUUCCAGAACACCAAAAACCAAGUUUAUGGAUAUCUUGACAAUGAAUAUGUAUGUUCUCAAGUGCCCAUGAAAAAGGGAACAUUUCAAGAAAUAUCACUUUCCAAUCUCAAUGUACAAGUUGAUUUUGUGAGAGCUGGGUGGGAUAAUAUUUUCAUAAUUGCUAACAAUCAAAGAGAACUUUACGGAUACGGUCGAAAUUAUGGAUUUUAUUUCGGAUUUGAUUACAAUUUUAGGGAAGAUAUUGUUUGUGCAAACUUAAUUUCACAACAAGUCAAGUUUGAGAAUGAAAAAAUUGUGGAGCUUUCUGCAGCUGACAACGUUGCAGUCAUUGUAUUAGAUUCUGGUAGACUCCUGAUCAACAAUUUCCUCUCUCGCUUCACUCGCAAUCAAGCGGUUUAUUUUUCAGAUAUUACCAACUCGAAUAUGUCCUAUCGAGAUAAAACGUGGAUAAGAAUUCCAAUGGAUGUGUUUGGGAACAUGUCAACAGAUUCAACUUUCAUGAUUGAGGUUGGUGUUGGACGAGAUUAUUUUGUGACCCUUGCAUAUGACAGCACCUUAUGGUAUUUUAGUAAUUUAUAUGAAAGCCUAUUUUCCAACUCAAAUCCAAUCAAGUUGCAUCUACCUAUUCCAAUUUCUAUGCUGAAAGUUAUUCAAGAGAGACACUGUGACAGGAACACGAAGAAAUCCAAGUUUCCAAAUCCAACAGACUGGUUGAUACAUUUCAAGCCCAAAAUUAUAUGUGGAGAGCAAAGUCCAUUCGUUUGGUAUCAAUGCAGAAGCAACAUUUUGAAUCAGUCCUCUAUUUUACAAGAAGUAAUCGAUUUUCGUAGCCUAUUGUACAAGUCUUGCAUUCUCCAUUGUUUCACUGACAUUGGUUUCAGAAGAAGCACUGAGUGA